Ostreobium quekettii is the source of this 2160-nucleotide messenger RNA. The record is from the annotation of a GenBank genome assembly. Lineage: Eukaryota; Viridiplantae; Chlorophyta; Ulvophyceae; Bryopsidales; Ostreobiaceae.
AUGGAGAUCGUGCCCAGCCCUGACAUUUGCCUGUGCAAGGCAAGCUCUUGGACCCUGGUUAUUGAGACAGGAGGACAUGCGCAUGGCGGUCAUUCUUGUGUUGAGUGCAAAACGGUUGACACAACCAAAAUUAAUGCUCAAGAGGAGUUUGUGGCGUCUGCAGGCUACAUCGAGAAGGAUCUCGAAGCUAUCGUGGGACUGCAAACUGACAAGCCACUGAAGAGGUCCAUCAAGCCGCUUGGAGGAACGCGGGUUGUGAGGAAGGCGCUGGAGGCAUAUGGUUACGAGGCCGAUGAGGAUGUGGAGCGCUUGUUCAGCAAGGUGCGCAAGACUCAGAGCGAUGGCAUCUUCCAAGUGUACACUCCGGAGAUGCGAGUGGCACGCAAAAAUGGCAUCCUCACAGGUCUGCCAGAUGGGUACGGUCGUGGGAGGAUCAUUGGUGACUAUAGGCGGCUGGCACUGUUUGGGGCGGACCGCUUGAUCGAGUCCAAGGAAGAAGACUUGAUGAACAUCAAUGGCACCAUGACAGAAGAUGCAAUUCGGCUGAGGGGGGAUGUGCAGGACCAGAUCCAGGCUUUGAAGGAGCUGAAGGAGAUGGCGUCCUCCUACGGCUUCGACGUCAGCCGCCCGGCCGCCAACGCCCGGGAGGCCGUCCAGUGGACCUACUUCGGGUACCUGGCCGCCGUCAAGGAGUCCGACGGCGCCGCCAUGAGCCUGGGCCGCGUGGACGCCUUCUUUGACGUCUUCAUCAACGAGGACCUACGGCGAGGCGCCCUCACCGAGGCCCAGGCGCAGGAGCUGGUUGACCACUUCGUGAUGAAGCUGCGCCUGGUGAAGCACCUGAGGACGCCGGAGUACAACCAGCUGUUCGCGGGGGACCCCACUUGGGUGACGGCAGCGCUGGGCGGCGUGGACAGCAGGGGGCGGCCGAUGGUCACCAAGACGAGCUUCCGGAUCCUGCGCACCCUCAGCAAUCUGGGCCACGGGCCCGAGCCCAACAUAACGGUGCUGUGGGACGAGAACCUGCCCACGCCCUUCAAGGAGUACUGCGCCCGGGUAUCCAUCGACACGUCCAGCAUCCAAUACGAGAACGACCGCCUCAUGCGGCCGCUGUUCGGCAGCGACUACGGCAUCGCGUGCUGCGUGUCGGCCAUGCGGCUGGGGCGGGACAUGCAGUACUUCGGGGCCAGGUGCAACCUCCCGAAGCUUCUCCUGUACUGCAUGAAUGGGGGGCGCGACGAGAUCACCGGGGCGCAGGUUGGCCCUAAGUUCGCCGCCCCGCCGCUCGACGCCGACGGCGCCCUGGAAUACGGCGGCGUGAUGGCGGCUCUGGAUGGGGCCAUGGACUGGCUGGCGGAGCUGUACGCGAACACCAUGAACGUCAUCCACUGCAUCCACGACAGGUAUAACUACGAGAGCGUCAUGAUGGCGAUGCACGACACUGAGGUGCGCAGGCUGCUGGCGUUCGGCGUGGCGGGCCUGUCGGUCAUCACGGACUCCCUCUCCGCCAUCAAGCAUGCAAAGGUGUUCCCCAAGCGCGACGAGAACGGCAUGACCGUCGACUUCGACGUCCAGGGCGAGUUUCCGAAAUACGGUAACGACGACCCGAGAGUGGACUCGAUCGCCCAGUGGGUGGUGAAGACGUUCCACGGCAAGCUGUCCAAGCAGACGACGUACCGCGGCAGCGUCCCCACGCUCUCUAUCCUCACCAUCACCAGCAACAUCGUGUACGGCAAGAAGACGGGGACCACACCCGAUGGGCGAAAGAAGGGGGAGGCCUUUGCGCCGGGUGCCAAUCCCAUGCACGGAAGGGACGCCUCAGGCGCCAUUGCCGCCCUCAACUCGGUGGCCUCCCUGCCGUACACCAGCUGCCUGGACGGCGUGUCCAACACCUUCAGCCUGGUGCCCAGCGUGCUGGGAAAGGAUGGCGGCACGCGGGCCUCCAACCUGAGCGCGCUGCUGGACGGCUACUUCGCCUCCGGCGGCCACCACAUCAACGUCAACGUCCUCAACAGGGAGACCCUCAUGGACGCCGUGGAGCACCCUGAGAAGUAUCCCAAUCUGACUAUCCGCGUGUCGGGCUAUGCGGUGCACUUUCACAAGCUCACGCGGGAGCAGCAGAUGGAGGUCAUCGCCAGGACGUUCCACGACAACAUGUAG